UUUCUCCACAGUGCAGACAGGCUCUGGACAGGUUUGCAAUGAGGCGCUUCUAUGAGGACAAGGUUCUUCCGGUCGCACAGCCAUCUCAGAAGCGGUAUAUACAUUAUUUCAGCGGCCUGUUGUCCGGAGCCAUUAAGAUGAAUAACAAGCCCUUGUUCCUCCACCACGUCAUCAUGCAUGGCAUUCCCAACUUCGAGUCCAAAGGAGGUUGUCGCCCAUUUCUGAAGAUCUACCAAGCUAUGCAGCCUGUCUAUACGUCUGGAAUAUACAAUGUGCAGGGAGACAGCCAGACCAGCAUCUGCAUCACUAUAGAACCGGGGCUUCUACUGAAGGGCGACAUCCUGCUGAAGUGUUACCACAAGAAGUUCCGAAGCCCGACACGGGACGUCAUAUUCCGGGUGCAGUUUCACACGUGUGCCAUCCAUGAUCUUGGGAUCGUGUUCGGAAAAGAAGAUUUGGAUGAAGCCUUUAAAGAUGAGAGGUUCCCGGAGUAUGGAAAAGUGGAAUUCGUUUUCUCGUAC
Staurois parvus is the source of this 521-nucleotide messenger RNA. NCBI's taxonomy places the organism in Eukaryota, Metazoa, Chordata, Amphibia, Anura, Ranidae. The record is from the annotation of a GenBank genome assembly.